AUGAAAUCUGCCGGUUGUAUUGAGUACUGCAACGGCCACUGCGCCAAUCCUACUAGAUGCGGGGCAUGCUACUUCCAGCGGAACAGGCAGCAGCUGCAAGAUCGGUUUCCAUGGAUAACAGCUCAUGCAGCUCCUUUUCGAGUUGGCUGUUCUGUGUGUCAGCAGCUGCCAGCUGGCAAGAAAAGCACAGUCCCAGAUUCGUGGAGAUUGGGUGAGAUUUCCUCAUAUGAUGCUUUGCAAAUGCGCAAGCUGGAGAAGCAUGAGAGCGGCAAGCUACACCAACGUGCGUUGGACAGUCAUGCGGACGUCUCAGAAGUUCGCGCGCCUACCGUGCUGGACUUCACAAGGUUAGCGCAGCACAUGCGGAAGCAAUGCCUUGGCAAGGAUGGACUUCCAGAAGUAGGUGGGCAAAAGAAGUGCAGGAAAAUGGCUUUUUGCCUGGCGGAAGUCUUCCGCGAAUCUAAGCGGGAUCUUUGGCGGGCAAAGAACGGCCUGGACGGCCAACCCUUGCUUGUCAGCACCACUAUCUUUCAAGAUGCCCGCAAGGGAAGAUUGGCUGUGCGGUUCACUGCAGCCAGCUCCGCGGGAAGCAAGAUUAGUGGCCACAUGGGGUCCGUGCGAUUGUCCGACGGCUGCGAUUCUGUUUCCCUGACAGAAGCAACAAUGAAGAUCAUUCGCAACUUUUGUACUCCGUGCACAAACAUCCCUCACCUGGAGUCGCUGCACGGCACUGCAAGUCCCAUGGAUCAGGGGCUCUUUGAAAAAGUGAAGGCUUCUAUGGAAACCUUUGUUUCCGAUUCCGCGAGCGAUGAGCUGAGGGCUGGUUUCAUGCUAGCUGAGCAGACCACUUCUGGGCUCAUGGUGGAGACACUGCCUCAAAUGAAAGUGGUGAUGAGGGACCGCCCCCAUGCCACACGGCGCAACCUAAGCAGGAACUGGAAAGCCGACGCGUUUCUCGAUGAGGUGGCCAACGCAUUCCUCUUCGCGGCGGAUUCCCCUGUACGCAUGAUCCAGUACUCCCAUAUCUUCCGCGAUUGGUUUUGUGAAAACAUCCGGAGGCAAAACCCCAACUUGAGCUGUGUGCAAGUGAACGAUCACAUGAAGAAUUUGAAUUUCGUGGCACACAGGUUCGAAUCCACGGCGCGCCCCUUCCUGCAGACUGUGAGUAAGAUUGCGCUGCAGCGCAAGGCAGAAGACGCAGGCAAGUCUGCAGCCAAGUUUUUGACGUGGCUUGACUAUGAGCGGUGUGUUCAGGUGGCAAUGCUGGGCGACUGUGCCAUUGAGAACCUCGAGCUGACGAGGUUGGUAGACUUCGAGGGGUUCCCUGUCGAGGACUUUCCCGGUCAGCUGAUUUCGUUUAGGGCGCGGAUCAGGUCCUUAUUCACUGGUGGUGCACCGGCCUGUUUGGACACCGGCUUGACCCGUCACAUGCUCAAAAUUCUGGGAAAGCGAACGAUGGCCUUCAGUAUUCCCUCUUCACGCGGCGGUGUGGAUGCCGUGCAACUCAUGCCCACGGAUGAUCACGCUGCAGCUUUGACAGUGGGGAAAUGCCUCUCGCGAAUGUCAGGCUGGGUAGCACUGACUGAGAGGACAUUGGAGGCUGAAUUCCCGCACUUUGAGACGCAGCAGUCCUUCACGAUUUUCAGCCUGUCCGACGCCACGGAACGACCCAAUGGAUCCCAUUUCUGCCGCUCCAAAGAUUUGUCUAGGCUUCUGAAGGCGUAUCGUUUGCCAGAGCCUGAUCUGCAAUCAGAUAUCGCUGAUCAAGCAAGCCGACUGUGGUACGUGGCCAGGCGCACCGCCACGGAAGAGAAACUGAACAGCGUAGACUGUUGGAUCUCAGCCGUGAAGCAGGCCACCCGCACGAAUACACCGCAGACCCGAAGCUCUGUCGCGGCUGUUCUACCCAUCCUGGUGAGGUACUGGGCAGCGGGUGGCAGCACAUCUGGCGUGGAGCAAGCUUUUAGCCGUUCCCAGCAAUUGACUGACAACUUGAUGAUUGAUGGGCACAUCGAUGACGUUCUUGAGGCAUCCCUGGUCAUCGACAUACCCCCAGCAGAGCUGCAGACAAUUGCCCGGAAGGCGGCCGCUGUGUGGUUGCAGGUCUACGGCCCAACAAGGAUCUCCGGGUCGGCGCAUCGCGUGAGAAGGGUGGACAAAGGAAUCCCGCGCAACGAGCCUGAAGGACGUGCCAAGCCUUCCAUGGCUGGCUGGUUGCGUCACCGACAUGAACAGGUUUCCUGUCGCUCAGCCGGAAGCGUCCCUGAGCCGGAGAGUCUUGUGGACAUUCCUGCUGAAAUCCGAACGCCUGGACAUGAUCGAGAAAUUCAGCACUUGAAGGCUGCGGGCUUGAUUCGGGAUUCUCUGCGUGACUUUGCGAAGGGUGUCAAACGCAUGGUGGAGGAAGUCCGCGCUGGUCGGGGCGCUGACUUGUUAGACUCCUUGGGCAUGGACGACUUGCAGCUGGUGCUGGACGGAUUGCAAAAGAAGGCGAAAACGGAUUCAGACUACGUCAAGGACCGUGCAAGGAAGAAUGCCCUGGCGGCUCCGCCGACUUUGCCAGACUUGGAAGCAGCCCCCGUGCACGUGUCGGAAGCCUUGCGAGAUUCGGCAGACAUCCAACGAGCUCUUCAGACGAAACAUGCUGUUGUCGUGGCCCUGGAGGACGCGCGGUUCUUCAUUGAGCAAGAUGCUACCGUCAGCAACCGUUUGCUGCACUGGAACGUGGCAUUGUGCGGAGGGUCCAUUAUCAGCAAGGCUUUCCUCACGACUGGACCAAUCCUGAGCUUCAAGAAUGCCAUCACAUCUCAACGACUUAUUUGGUUGACGGAUGCCUUCGCUGCUGCCAACGCAAGGUCGGGAGCGCCCGGCAGCAAAUGGAAGCUCGCGCGAGAUCAAGCCCAUUUCUGCGCGCGCAGCGUCAAGGAUAUCCACAAGUGCAUUCUUCUAUGUGUCGAUGCAGAUAAGGGCCAAGAGGUCUGGAGCGGUGUUCGGCAGAAGUUCAAUUGUGCAGAAGCUUUAGACUUCGUCCUGCACGUGGAUCCGACGAGUGACAGCGGGAGCAGAAGCGCUGGAAGGCUGGUGAUGUGGGCAUUGCUUGGCAGGUUAACAGUUGAGGUUUGCUGCCGCGUCCUGAUUCUAGGGGCUGGUUCCCUUGUUUUGAUUUGUGGGGAGCAGAACCAGGGGUCCACUGUUUCGGAGCCGGACGUCCAGCUCCGAAUCUGUGGAGGUGCGAUUGCGCAGGUCACUAAUCCGGAGCCGGACGUCCAGCUCCGAAUUAGUGGCCCCGCGCGUGCCCCUGCUUGCUCCUUCACCUGUCAGCUGCAACACGUUGCCCUGCAGGUGUUUUCGGUCAAGGUUCGAGCGGUUUGGUCUGGGAGCCCUCACGAGUCUCUAAUCAUGGGUAAGCGUGGCCAGCCGGAGGAGGAUCCGCAGCAGCCUGAGGCAAAAAAGGUUGCCAAGGCCAAAGCCAAAGGCAAGGCCAAGGCGAAGGCCAUAGUCGUCGUGCCCCCGGCACCACCUGCGGCGGAUACUUCUGUGAAUGCCGAGCUGCAAGCCGAGUUGGCCAGAUGCGACGCUGCCAUCAAGAACUACUUCGGUGACUUGAUGGGCGAUCCGACCGACGAGUGUGGUGUGCCCGUCUACGAUGCCGCGAAGGCUGCCGAGAAGCUCUCUGCCGGCAAGACUUACACCUGCGCUUGCCCGUUGUAUUGGGCCAAUCUUGGUUUCGAGUUGCAACCCAAUAUGCCGAAGUAUCGCUCUCGGCUUGAGAGCCUCCGUGAGCACUUUUUCGACAAGCCCGCCAAGAUGCCGUGCAAGAUAGUUGUCUACUUGGAGAAGAACGAGCUGCCGCACAAGUUGAAGGGCGCCCUGCAGUGCACCGAACCACCCGAGCUCCGCGAUGCUCUCCGCCUCGCAGUCUUCAAGGCGGUGGAUGAAGGGGCACCUGCCAAGAUCCUCGCUGAGUGGCACGAGAUUCUGCUGAGCUGUGAGUUUUCAUUCGAGGUCAAAGACAGCGCCUCUUUUGUGGAGCAGGUGUUUAAGACGGUCGUUCAGGCGCGAGAGGACUUGGGCGUUCUGAGGGACAACACGGAGGUAACUCCGCUCAUGCGCAUCUACGAAUGCGUAGAGUUUAAACGACAAAUGGAGGCCAGCGAGAACAAGAAAUUGUCAAAGUCCAGCCUUGCAAGCCUUUACGACACCGUCAAGUACGCGAAAAAGACAGAGCCUGUCAAAGCCACGUACAUCGAGGUGGCGAUGAUGAUCCACCGCUCCUGCCUCUCCUUUCCGGCCGUUCGCAACAUCUUGCAAACCAUGGAGCAGCUUGAUGUUUGUCCUCUUGACUCAGUGUAUAAGAUUCGCGAGGUCGUUGUGCAAUGCGACAAAAAGGAGAACCUUCAGCAAUGGGCUUUCACAAUGCUGAUGGAUUGGUGGCAAAGGGUGGAUGGGCGUGACAGUGUGCCGAUCCGCAGCCUCAAAGAGGGACCUGACCAGGUUUCUCUUGUUCGGCUGUUUCUCUUCAAGCGCACACUGAGGGACUACCUUCUGAGGGAGAUGGACUUGAAGUUUGCAACGUGGAGCGAGGCCAUCCGCUCGGAGAUCCGACGAUUGGCGAGCUGCAUGGAAAGCUUCCGGUCCGAGCUGGGCUACAUCGACGACAAGCCUGUUAACGGCGGUUACCAGCAACGAGGAAGUUGGCCGUCCAGCGCGGACAACUUCCUGCUCCUGCUGGAGAACAUCAUCUACGGCUACCGGUUUGAUGGGAUCCUGAAGCAAAACAUCACGGCACGCCGCAGCGCGGAGGAUACGCUCAAUCAUGCUGAAAUCCGGUCUUUCAUGUCCCGAGUCACAACGGCCUACGAAACCGAGAACUCGACGAACACUACGGCUGAGGAAUGCGGUGCGGAUCAGCAGGCCGGGACUGAGGCCGCGAAGGUUCUGGACGACGCUGCCGUUGCCAACCUCUCCGAGGCCGAGAAGAUCAUGUACGAGUCCACGGAGACGGAGAAAGGUUCCGAGGUGAUGCUGCGCAUUCAGAGCGGGGUGCGCAUGGCCCAGCGAAAAGUCCAAGCACAAUCCACCUUCAUCGUCGACAAUGCCGCUGACGAAGGACAAGUGGGGAAGGAGCUGAAGAACUCAAUGGCCGCUCAAGCCAGAGGGAACCCAGAGACGAAAGCCUGGGUUGCGAUUGUGUUGGAUGUCAAAUUGUGUUGCGAAAGCGGUAGCCAAGGCCGCUAUCGCAUGGGCCCAACUCGCCCGGCCCAGCUGCGGCGCCUUCUCAAUGCCAUGCUAGCAUCGCGGCCUGACGGAGAUCUUGAUGAUGGCGAUGUCCUCGUGGUGCUGGACGGGGGAAAGGGAGGCGGUAAUGUCGCUUCCUGGGUGGAGUCAACGGUCUGCAAGCUGCUCCCGUCAAAAAGAUACCAGCAGGUUAACCAGACCAUCUUCUACACCCAUGACUCCAUCGAGCAGCGGAUGGAGAGAGCGAGCAAGUGCCCGCUGCAGCUCACAGAGACGGCGUCUUUCAUCACACUGAACAAUGCCGUCAGCUUCAAGAUUCAGAACCGUUUGCACUUCGCGGGCAACACCCGCGGCAACGUGCUGGGCCCGUUUGCAAAACCGGAAUGGAGCGACAGCGCCAAAGUCUGGCAAGUCACUGCCGCCUCUAAGAAGGACAUUUUCGGCUCAGACAACCUCCCACUUCCUGGCGGACGGCUGCCAGUGGAGUUGGAUCAAGGAGACGAUGAUGGUGACGGUGCUCAGCAGCAGGACGGAGCAGCCAAGAAGAAAGCACGGACUCGUCCAACUGACCUCGUGCCAUGCUUCUACCACGAGUGUGCAGAACUGGUGUCGGCUGAGCUGGCCCACAGCCUGCGCCCGGUCGCAGUGAUCGAUCUUACGCCAGGCUCGGGCCAUUGGGCGUACUACUGCAUCAAGAACAGGAUCAGCUACACCGGCGUAGUGUUCACAGAGCAGCACAAGCAGGCCAUCAUGGACAAGCUUGCUUCAAGGGUUCUGUGUGGUAUGGUGGACAGCAGCGACACGAAGCUGUACGACCCAGCUUUCGCCAAGGACGUGCAACAGCAAAGCGGCGAGAACAGCACCGAGGACAAGAACAACCCCGGCGGCGGCCGCGGUGGACGUGGCAGAGGCACUCGCGGUGGCCGCGGGCGUGGCCGCGGCCAGGGCGGUAGUGAGACGACUCCGCCAACUCCGAGUGUCGGCACUGGCGAGACUCCUGGCAAAGCUGGUGGCAAUGGCAAUGAGCUCUGCACUGCCGAGGAAUCCGGCACAGAGCAGGGCGGUGGCGAGAGUGGGGACCGUGAGGCGCUCCUGAGCAAGACCCAAGAGGCCAUGCGAAAGCAAGGCUAG
Messenger RNA from Symbiodinium sp. CCMP2592, 6369 nucleotides. Lineage: Eukaryota; Dinophyceae; Suessiales; Symbiodiniaceae. The record is from the annotation of a GenBank genome assembly.